AUGGUGGACGUUGCUUCAACGAUAGCUGGGCUUGUGACAACGACCAUGAGCUCGUUGGACACUUUCCAAGUAAGGAAUUGGAUUUUUUUUUAUCUCUGUUAACGUAGAUUAGAAGGAUAACAUUUGAUUUAUGUUAACAUUUGCCAAAUGGAAAAUAUGUGAUAUGUUUUGGUUGUUUUAUUAAUUCUGGGCUCUUUCUGAAAGCGAUUUUUUAACUUAAAGGGUCAGAACUUCUUGAAAAAACGCAUAUGUCACUAUUGACCAAUGAUAUUAUGAUUAAAAUAACGGUGUUUAUAUACUAAAUUUAAUAUGUAAGCUGUUAAUAAUCUCAAUUUUGAUAAAGUGUAUUAAACACCUUAUUUUAGUUUGUAAAUUAACCAUCUUAUUUUAGUCCCACGCCCUAUGGAUCCUAAUUGUCGGAGCUAUCUUCGCCUUCUGUCUCGGCUUCUCUCUUGGAGCCAAUGAUGUCUCCAACGCCUUCGGAACCUCAGUUGGAUCAAAAGUUUUGAAAAUCCGUCAAGCCUACAGUUUGGCCACGGUUGUAGAGGCAGCUGGUGCUAUUUUAAUUGGAUAUAAUGUGGUGGACACGAUGCGAAAAGGCGUAGUUGAUGUGAACAUCUACGAAGGUGAAGAAUAUACUUUUUUGGUUGGUCAACUUGGAGUGUUGGCUGGAUGUGCAACAUGGCUAAUGAUUGCUACCGGCUUGGAUUUGCCAGUAUCUUCUUCACACUCAAUUGUCGGAUCUACUCUAGGCUUCUCAUUGGUAUUAAAAGGUACUCGCGGAAUCGACUGGUCGGUUGUGUACCGUAUUAUGGCUUCAUGGGUCAUCUCACCAGUGUUGUCGGCCUGCAUUUCUGGUGUGAUGUAUAUCUUGCUUGAUAUCACAGUGUUAAGAAGGAAGGAUGCCUUGAAGAAUGGGUUGAUCUUGUUGCCAUUCUUCUAUUUCUUCUGUAUCGCCUUCAACACCUUCAACGUUGUUUUUCAAGGGUCAAAGAUCUUGGGAUUGGAGUCCGUUGACUUGGUUUGGGCUUUGAUUAUUUCGGCUAUUGCUGGUGGUUUGGCUGCUUUGUUCUGCCAAUUUGUUUUGAGACCAAUGUUGCUCAAUUACAUCAACAAGGACGACAAGCCACAAUCUAGUAAGUGGUUUAUUUUUAAAAAUUGGAAAUUUUUUUUGAAAAUUUGUUUGAAGUUUCAAAGAAGUUUAUUAUUGAUUUUAAAGUUGAGCGGUUUUUUGCGUUUUAGCGUGGGGGUGGGGGACGAAAAUAAAAAAACUUUUUUUAAAUCAACAGUGGGGACCAAGUUUAACCUUUCCAAAAACUAUUUUAAACUUUUUUCAUUUUACUUUCAGAAGCCACUGUAGUCCCAAUAGACAACGAUAUAGUAAAACCCACGCCCAUUGACACUUCUGAUGCCACCCUCCCAGUCAACGCCGUGCCAGAAGAGCAGAAGUUCAGUUUCUCUCCAAAAGGCUUCGUCAAAUGGCUGUUGCCAGCUAAACAUCGUGAAGAAGAUCCACAUGCUCUUCGUCUCUUCUCCACCAUCCAAGUCUUCACAGCUUGCUUCGCUGGCUUUGCUCACGGUGCGAACGAUGUAGCGAAUGCUAUUGCUCCGUUGGCUGCGAUGUUAUCCGUGUAUCAGGAAGGAACGGUGAAGCAGGAGAACCCAGCCUCAAUCUGGGUAUUCGUCUUUGGUGUAACUGCGAUUGUCAUUGGCCUAUGGGUAUUGGGACAUCGUAUCAUCAAAGUUGUGGGCACCAAAAUGUCUCACGUACAUCCGGCUUCUGGCUUUACGAUCGAGUUUGGAGCAGCCGUGACCUCGAUCUUGGCCUCAAAACUGGGACUGCCAAUCUCAACCACACACUCACUUAUCGGCUCAGUUGUGGCUGUUGGUACCAUCAAAUCGGGUAAGGGUGUGAACUGGCGUGUCUUCGGCUCCAUUGCCUUGUCAUGGCUACUGACUCUACCUGUCACUAUCGGUAUUUCUGCUCUUAUCACGUAUUUAUUGACAUUGGUUGCUUAA
Molecule: messenger RNA, 2019 nt
Organism: Bursaphelenchus okinawaensis
Lineage: Eukaryota; Metazoa; Nematoda; Chromadorea; Rhabditida; Aphelenchoididae
Source: the annotation of a GenBank genome assembly